Molecule: messenger RNA, 684 nt
Organism: Indicator indicator
Lineage: Eukaryota; Metazoa; Chordata; Aves; Piciformes; Indicatoridae
Gene: TIMP2
Product: TIMP metallopeptidase inhibitor 2
Exons: 5
Coding region: 1-663 (220 amino acids)
Biological process (GO): negative regulation of membrane protein ectodomain proteolysis; negative regulation of endopeptidase activity
Cellular component (GO): extracellular matrix
Molecular function (GO): metalloendopeptidase inhibitor activity; protease binding
Source: RefSeq, a predicted model, not a curated record
AUGCCCGCCGCGCUGCCCAGCCUGCUGGCCUGGCUGGCCGUGCUGCUGCUUGGCAGGGCCCGCCCGGCCGACGCCUGCAGCUGCUCGCCCAUCCACCCGCAACAGGCCUUCUGCAACGCGGACGUAGUGAUCCGAGCAAAGGCUGUCUCUGCGAAAGAGGUGGAUUCAGGGAACGACAUAUACGGGAACCCCAUCAAACGAAUCCAGUAUGAAAUCAAGCAGAUCAAGAUGUUUAAAGGCCCUGACCAGGACAUAGAGUUCAUCUACACGGCUCCAUCCACCGCCGUGUGUGGCCGGCUGCUGGACACCGGCGGGAAGAAGGAGUAUCUCAUUGCAGGCAAGUCAGAGGGCAAUGGGAAGAUGCAUAUUACACUCUGUGACUUGGUCUCUACCUGGGACUCACUGAGUCCAACCCAGAAGAAGAGCCUAAAUCAGCGGUACCAGAUGGGCUGCGAGUGCAAGAUCUCGCGCUGCCUCUCCAUCCCCUGCUUCGUCUCCUCCUCGGACGAGUGUCUCUGGACGGACUGGGCGAUGGAGAAGAACAACGUGGACGGGCGGCAGGCGAAGCACUACGCCUGCAUCAAGAGGAGCGACGGCUCGUGCGCCUGGUACCGCGGCAUGGCCCCCCCCAAGCAAGAGUUUCUCGACAUCGAGGACCCCUAAGCCAAACGAGCGCAUUCCAGU